Messenger RNA from Fusarium falciforme, 1044 nucleotides. Its product is annotated as MFS domain-containing protein. The record is from RefSeq and is a predicted model, not a curated record. NCBI's taxonomy places the organism in Eukaryota, Fungi, Ascomycota, Sordariomycetes, Hypocreales, Nectriaceae. Gene Ontology annotation, biological process: transmembrane transport. The transcript has a single exon. Bases 1 to 1044 code for a protein of 347 amino acids. Gene Ontology annotation, molecular function: transmembrane transporter activity.
AUGGUUGUCUAUGUGGGGUUUCUUGCAGCUGGCUCGGCUCUUGGACCCAUCAUUGCCGGUGCUGUUGCGCAUGGCGUGGGCGAUUGGAGAUGGUAUCAGCGGAUCUUGGCGAUUGCUGUUGCCGUCAAUCUUCUUGGAUCCAUCUUCAUGCUUCCAGAAACAACACACGACUCGAUGGGUAUGAGUGGACCAGCCAUGGUAGAAGAUGGCGAUACAGAUUCCAAGGCGGAGGCCACAGCCAAUGAGUUUGCGUCAGGCUCUGGACAAGAGCCCAAUCCUCCCGAUGAUGGUUCUCUAUCUCAAACUCUUAGGAAGGAGUGGGUCAAGAGAUCCUUUUCGGCCCAUUAUGUCACGAUGGAUUGGAAGGCGGCUUUGCUUGCAUUUGUCAGACCACUGCAACUUAUCGCUCUCCCGCAGGUCGUGGUCACGACUCUCGUCUUCGGCUUGACGAUUGGCUGGACUGUGAUUAUCGCUGUCAUCUUGGCUGUGGUAUACGCACCGCCUCCGUUGCUCUGGAGCUCCUUGCAUGUUGGACUUCUCAGUCUCGCGCCCUUGACGGGGCUUCUCAUCGGGCUCCCCGUCGGCGGGGCUUUGGCCGACAUGUUGUUCAACAGACACGACAAGAAAUCCCAAGAAGUGCACGACCCAGCCGUUAGAUUACCAGCCGUAAUAAUUGGUGGAUUGGUGAGCCCUGCAGGCUGCCUCGUACUCGGUUAUGGGCUACAGCAUCCUCAUACUUGGAUCCAAGUCUGCGUCGGAUGGGCUAUGCUGGCUUUCGGCUUGACGGGAUCAGCUAACGUCUUGUUGACGUAUGCCGUUGACAGUCUGCCUGUUCGGGCUGGAGAUAUUGGUACCCUUUUGAAUGUGACCAAGAAUUCACUUGGGUUUGGUGUCUCAUACGCAUCAGUCAGCUGGAUGCAGAAGUCUGGAACUGCCAGCCAAUUCGCCACCAUGGCAGGCCUUUUGUGGUUUUGCUAUUUGCUCGUCAUCCCGCUGUGGCUUUAUAGAGCUGCAUUGGUCCGACUAAUGACUCGUUGGUAUUGA